AGAAUCCAUAAGGAACAAAUCAAAAGUAAAAAACAACCCUAUUAAAAAAUAAGUACUCCGUGCCACUCCCAGUCACAGUCUCCCGCGCCUUGUUCAGCUCCAACAUGGCAAAAAUCUCCAGUCCUACAGAGACUGAGUGGUGCAUUGAGUCCCUGAUUGCUAUUUUCCAGAAGUAUGCUGGAAAGGAUGGUUACAACUGCAGUCUCUCCAAGACGGAGUUCCUAAGCUUCAUGAAUACAGAGCUGGCUGCCUUCACAAAGAACCACAAGGACCCCAGUGUCCUUGACCACAUGAAGAAACUGGAUGUCAACAGUGAUGGGCAGUUAGACGUCCCAGAAUUUCUUAAUCUGAUUGGUGGCAUAGCUGUAGCUUGCCAUGACUCCUUCCUUAAGGCUGUCCCUUCCCAGAAGUGGACCUGAGGACCCCUUGGGCCUGGCCUUCAAACCCACCCCCUUUCUUUCCAGCCUUUCUGUCAUCAUCUCCUCCUCACAGCUCACACGUCCCCUGAGCCCAGCACACCCACCACAUCAUGCACGCCCCACCUGUGGAUAGUAAUAAACCAAUGUCACUUUUUUAAAAUAUGAAAAAAAAAGUGGGUGAGGACAUGAACACAAAUUUCUCAAAAUUAGACAUUUAUGUGGCCAUCAAUCAUAUGAAAAAGUGUUCAACAUCACUAAUCAUUAGAGAAAUGCAAA
Messenger RNA from Chlorocebus sabaeus (green monkey), 695 nucleotides. Lineage: Eukaryota; Metazoa; Chordata; Mammalia; Primates; Cercopithecidae. The record is from RefSeq and is a predicted model, not a curated record.